UUUGUGACAAGAAGGGAGGCGCGCGGAGCGUGUGUGUGUAUACCUCUCUCUCUUUCCGUGCGUCUUUUUUUCCGCCAGCCUCUCGCGCGCGUCUCGCAAAAUCCUCCGCGGCGGCCUCCUCCGAGUGUGCCCGCGUGUGUGUCCACGGCGUUUAGCGAGGGGCGUCGCGCGGCGGCGACGACGCAAAGCCGAUCGAGUGCGCGGAGACGACACCGACGACGAAAACCACCCGGGUGUGUCCCCACACUGUCUCGCGCGCGAGAGGAGAACGACCGACGAGCGAGCGACGAAACGGAGAAAAGUGCGCGCGUGUGUGUAUGUGUGUGAGAGAGAGAGAGAGAGAGAAAAGGAGAGAGUGUGCGAGUGUGCGUGCUUCUCUCUACGGCGUCGCCGACGAGAAGGAGCAGCAGCCAGCAGCAGCAGCAGCGGCGGCAGCGGCAGCAGCAGCUCGUCGUGACUAUUUGGCCGUUCGUACACUUCGGUAACGUUUUUCGCGUGUGAGUGCGAGUCGACGAAGAAGGAGGAGGAGGAGGUGGCGGAGGCGGAGGCGAGUUGGUAGCAGUGUCGGUUCUACGAAGAGCGACUGAGCGAGAAGGAUAUAGAGGGAGGAAGGGAGAGGGAGAGAGAAGCGAGAGAAAGAUAGCGCGGCCCGGGCUGCGACCCGAACGUGAGAUCGAGAGAGAGCGCGGCGCGGACAGAGAUAGAGCGAGCAAAAGUGCGUGCUCGGUGACGCGUUUGUUUGUUGUGCGUGCCGCGACAUUUCCGCGACGCGCGGAGCCCAAUAAAGUUCGCGAACCGCGGGCGAACUCGGGAGGAGAGCAGCGACAGCAGCGGCUCGCGGGGGAAAACGCCGGCGUCGGGUGCUCGCGUCCUUCUCCGUCGUCCGUUAUCGCCGCGUCGCGGAGUGCUCGGCUCGUCGUCGUCGUCGUCGUCGUCGUUCCCUGCGUGUGUGUGUGUGUGUCUCUCGUGUGUUUUGCCGGGCGUAACGGCCGGCGGCGGAGAAGCGGUGCACGGUGCGCGGCGCGACACACACACGCACGCACGCACGCACGCACACGCGCGAGAGCCGAAGGAGCAGCAGUGCGACCGAGCGGGAGUUGGGGGGAGGGAAAGAAGGGAGAUAGCGAUACAGGCGGCAAAAGAAUCCGGUGUUUGAAAUUAUGGUGUAAGUAAUAACGGCCGCGCUCGAUCGGGAGGGGGAGAGGAGGGUGUAUCCGCCGCCCGGUGGUGCGAGAGAACAACCGAGUCCGGGAUACGGAGUUCCUUGGCGACGGCGACGGCAGUGCUUCGUCUGUGUGUCUCUAUAUGUGUGUACGUGCGUGAGAACAGGGUCGCGAGGUGAGGCUCCGACGUUUUGGAUUAUAUACGGCACGAGGCGGAAGAGAUAUUACCCCCGGGAUCUCUGAAACGCGUGUAUCGGGGGAGGACGACGCCAAGAGGUGAGAGACACGCCGCGCCGUCGGGAGGAGAGGUCGGGGAGAGGAGCGCCCCCGGCCGGUCGUCGUUCCGGGUGUAUGCGUGCACCCGCCUUGGCCGACCACGCGGCGACGAUGAGAUAUUGGCGAAGAUGAAACAAUCUCCGGAGAGAAAAGGAUGAAGCUUCUUUACUUAAAGAUCAGAUUCAGGAUGUCAAAGGAUAGCGCACCGUCAUUUCCUCAACCAAAGGCAAGGAAAUUAAGUCGCGAGUUUAAGAUCGGAAGCACGUCGAUCAGCCGAGGCGCGGUUCCGUCGGGAAAUCGAAGGGAAGAACCGCACGCUAGGCUGAGGCCGACUGGGAGGAUCGUUUCGGGGGACAUGGCUUAACUCGCGACAAGUGGGAGACAGGUGGAGGAGCCACCAUCCUCGGAUCCCAGGUUCCCGGAGAGCGCGGAUGGUCGCCGAGAUUUCCUACAACGUUGGAAGUAAUCAGGAGUGGUGUCGGGUGGUGUGUUCGUGAUCAAGGGAGGUGGGGGGCUCAGUGGCUGUGAUCGUGGUGUUGUGUCGGGGGAUCAGUGUGUCGGUCGGUGAAGAGUGGUAUAUCGGGUUGCGCGUCCCGGCUUACUACGCGAGAGUAAGAAUUAACGACAGGAGAGCAAGUGUGGUGAAGAGAAAUCAAGGUGAAUAAGGUGAAUAUACACGAUAAUCGAGCAGCGGGGAGGCGCGAGUGAGAGAGAAAGAAAGAAAGAGAGAGAGAGAGAGAAGAGGAGAAGAGGGAUACGACCGCGCGGAUAUAUCGCGAAUUACGUCGAGCGAGAGUAGAAGCGAGAGAGUGAGUGAUGUGUUCGAUGGACGAGGCGCGUCUCGCGGGCGGUGGUCGGGGUAAUGAUAACGCGUGUAGUCGCGCGCGCUACCACUACUACUACUUGGUAUCCAAAGUGAGAAACGGCGGGCAGUCGGUGACCAGGCUGGCGGGCGCCGGGGAAACGUUUCCAAGGGCAUGGCGACCACGCCACUAGGCGGUCGCCUCCCUAACGUAAACCGUAAAGGACCAUCUCCGUGCAUCGGUGGUGGUGGUAUUAGUAGUAGUAGCAAUAGUAAUAGCAACAGUGGUGGUAACGGGAGCAACGGCAACACCAGUAGUAACGGUAAUAGCAGUAACAACAACGGCUUAAGUAAUAACAGCAACGCCAGCGGCGGUCAGUCAAGGAGGCAGGAGAGAACGUUGGUCGGCAGGGAGCACCGCGAUCAUCGUCAUCAUCACCAUCACCAUCACCAUCACCAUCAUCACCAUCAUCAUCACCAUCAGGGUCGGGACAAGUCGUCAUUGUCAUCGUCGUCGUCGUCGUUGUCGUCGUCGUCGGUCAACCAACAGCAGCAGCAGCAGCAACAACAGCAGCAGCAGCAGCAGCAGCAGCAGCAACAGCAGCGUGAGUCGAAUAAAGCAAGCACAGUGGCUGCUAACGCCGGUGAACUGGAUCCGGCCGCGACGAAUGCGACCAAUAACUUUGAGUACGACGACAACGAAUGGGACAUUGGCAUAGGUGACCUGAUAAUCGAUCUUGAUGCGGACAUUGAGAAGACGAGGGACGAGAAAUUGAGCUCGGGGACAGGCAUGGCUUCUACGCCUGCCUCGGCAGCAUCGGCACCGAAUAACGCGAAUCAUCAUCAGUUACAGAACUCAGCGAGUGGUCUCAACUCCUCCAACUCUUCGUCCUCGUCCGUCCCGUCGACUGGCACGAACGCCGGCAGUCAAUCGUCGUCGUCCUCGUUAUCGUCGUUGUCGUCGUCCUCCUCGUCGUCCUCCUCGUCAUCGUCCUCCUCUUCCUGCGGCGUCGUAAACUCGUCGUCCGCACGGUCCAACAGCCCCGGAAGCGUCAGCGGGAGCGCGAACGGUACCGGCGGCGCGAACGGCGCCGGUAACGCGAACGGCACCGCCUCCGUGGUAACCGGGCCCGGUAGCAAGCAGCAGCAGCAGCAGCAGCAACAGCCGUCGGGCGUGAACGUGAGUGGCGUGAACGCCGUCCACGGUAACGCCGGAAAUCCCGGCAAGAUGGCCGUUGAACACUCGGCCACCGUCGACAAGGGCCUCAAGAUGAAGAUCAAACGGACGAAGCCCGGUACAAAGACCAGCGAGGCCAAGCACGAGAUCGUCAAGUCGAACGAGAUCAACGGCACCGCCUCGUCGCAGGACUCGAACAACGGCACCGCCGCGUCCGCGACCUCCUCGUCCUCGGCCGUCGGAUCGGCCUCCGCGUCCUCGGCCGCGAUCCCCCAGAACUCACAGAACUCGGAAUGCGGCCCCGCGGGGACGGUCGGCGGUCAGUCGUCCUCGUCGAACAAGUCCAAGCCGAGCCACACGCCGGCGUCGGCCGGCGGCACCGGUGCCGCACCCUCGUCCACCGCCGGCUCGAAGCGCGGCUCGAGCGGCCAUCGGCGGGACAAGGCGCGCGACAAGCACGACAAGCCGCAGAGCAAUCACACGCCCCAGCAGACCAAGCCGGAGAUGAACGGCACCGCGCGCCCGGCACCGCAGGCCCAGAACUCGGCCGGUGGCGCGACGCAGUCUCAGGGCCCGACGCCGGCCGCCACGGCGCCCCAACAGACCCAGGGACCACCGCCCAGUUCGAGGACAGGUUUCUCCGUGUCACAGGGCCCCGGGCCACCCGCGACCAGCGCGGCGGCACCUUGCCCGCCGCCGAGUCCGGCGAGCGCCACGGCGGCUGGCGCGCCGGCCAAACCGGAACAGACCAAGGUCGCCGCGGUGCCGGGACCACCGCUCACGACACCCGCCGAGGAAGCAAUGGACACUGCCGCCAGUCCUCCGCCCGCGAAAAAGAUUAAGACCGAACCAAAGGACAUGUCCGACGUGUGCGUUGGGACCAGCGUGGGGACCAUCACGGAGCCGGAGUGUUUGGGGCCCUGCGAACCCGGCACCUCCGUCACCCUCGAGGGCAUCGUUUGGCACGAGACCGAAGGAGGUGUACUAGUAGUAAACGUUACGUGGCGGGGUAAAACGUACGUCGGAACGUUGUUGGACUGCACGCGCCACGAUUGGGCGCCACCACGUUUCUGCGACUCGCCAACCAGUGACCUGGAUGCCCGCACCCCUAAGGGACGUGGUAAGCGCGGUCGUGCCGCUGCCAACUCCACGCCUGGCAACGACCUGAGCAAUUUCACGGAGACAAGGAGUUCCGUACACAGUAAGCUGCGCAACGGCGGCAAGGGCCGUCGUGGCGCGCAAGGUUCACCAGCUGCCAGCCCGAGCCCGGCAGCGUUUGUACCGCCGCGGCCGGAUCCGGCGGCGAAGCGGAAAUCACGUGGUCCCGAGGAGGAACAGGACAAGAACAAGCGACGGGCGCCGCCACCGACGCCGCCCAGCGGUUCGCCACCCGCUAGUCCAGUGUUGCUCGAAUGUCCCGAGCCGAACUGUAGUAAAAAGUACAAACACAUCAACGGACUCAAGUACCACCAGAGCCACGCGCAUGGCUCUGCCGACGAUGAUGACACCAAGGAGGGCAUCACCAGUAUGUCGGAGAAUGACGAGAGUAAUAUCGAGGCACCGAGUCCUGCUACGCCGGUGAAGUCGCCAGCGGACAAACCCGAGGGUACGCCAGUGAGGGCGGCGAGUCCACCGGCGGCAGGACUACCACCGGAAACGCCGCCGCCACCCCCGCGAGUCCCAUCGCCUAGUAUAGAACCGCCCACGCCUGUGCUCGCGGACAAGAACAUCGUCAAGCCGGGCGUGCUCAGGUUCGGCCAGGACGACUUGCCGGCGCCCACUUCCACGGCGCCAUCGAGGCAGCAGCAGCAAUCCGUGCAGCAGCAGCAGCAGCAGCAACAACAACAGCAACAACAACAACAACAGCAGCAACAGCAGACUCAAUCGUCUUUGAGCUCGUCGAACCCGCCCCAAAGUCCCAGUCCCCAUCCCAGUCAGUCUCCCAGGCCCGUGCCUUCGCCGCAUCUCAGCACGAACAUCCCCCAGCCCCUCAACAUACCACAACCGCCGCAACCGUCUCAGAUGCAACAGUCGCAUCAAUCUCAAAAUCCUCUUUUGCAACAAGUGCAGCAGUCGUUACAGCAAGUCAAUCAACCGCCGCAACAGCAGCUACAGCCUGGCAUUGGCACCCAGCAGCAGCAAUUGCAGUCGUCCGUUCAGCAACAGCUAGCACCGGCGCAUCAAUUGCAACCGGUGCAGCAUCCUCUGUCGGCGCAAUUGGGCCAGCCCACGCAAGCUCAUGUGGUGCAGCCGUCUGCAUUACAGCAACAGCAGGCCAGUUUACAAAGUAUAGCCAGUCAGCAUCCGGGUUUGCAGAAUCUUGCGAGUCAAGUGUCGCAACAGGCGGCGGGAUUACAAACGGUGCCACCACCGCCAAGUCAUCCGGGUCAGAGUGUGCAAUCGCACUUGCAACAGUAUCCGACUGCGGUGUCGUUGCAUGCAGCUGCGGCAAAGAUGCCGCAAUUCAAGGUGAAACCUACGGCUGCGCUUAUGCCGGAGCAGGAUAAGAGUAAGACAAACGCGGACGCGCGCGCUCCCAAACCACAAGGCUACAAGAAGAAGUCGCGGAAAUCGCCCGGCGGCAGUCCACAUCCAUCACCCCUCGAGGCGCCGAUUGUCGACUCGGCGCGCGACGAUGUACAAAGCCCGGCCUACUCGGACAUAUCGGACGACGCGGCGCCGGUGCUCGAGGCUGAAUCGAUGGACAAGUCCAAACAGAAUCAGGAAAAGGACAACAAGGCCACGGCACCAGCGCAUUUGCCCGCGCAUUUCAGUAUGUAUCAGUACUAUGGUCAGCCAUCGUACCUGGUGUCCAACGUUGCGGACAGUAAACCGGUAGUAGACCAAAAACCGAGUGAUCUUACGCCCAAGCAGGAGAUCAAACCGCUCAACAUACCGCAGAUGCCUUCGAUGGCGAGCUUGCAGAGUGUCGUAUCGGAAAAGGAGAAAAAGGAAUUGAGUCAACCUGUACCGCAGCCGCAACAGCAGCCGCACUACUAUGGCGGUUACGGUGGUUAUAUGCCGCCAGGCUACGCCUACCAGCCACCGCAACCGGUCUCGCAACAGCAACAACAGAGUCAGCAGUCACAGGAUCAGGAACCGCAUGAGCAGAAGGCCAAGAUCAAACAGGAGCCACAGCCACAACCGAGUUUGAAAGAUAAGCAGCAUGAAAACCAUCAGAUACUCAAGGAAAGCAUCGAAAUGAAGAGUCAGAUGAGUCCGUACCACGUCUAUCACAGCUCGCAGAGUCAACGAACGGCACCUCCGCCGCCUCCUCCGGGACCUGUUCAAGAUGACAGGAGGUAUUACCUAUAUCCAAGUGAACAAAGAAGAAAAGAGGAAUCAAACAAGCAGAGUCAACAGGCAAAGGCGCCACCACCCAGUCCGAAGCACCAACCGAAGCAGGAAAAACCACAAGAUCUCGGAAAGAGCGAGGACUCCAAGAGCAAGCAGGAGGGUGUAAAGCCGACGAUGGAGACUCAGGGACCGCCACCGCCGCCUACCUCGCAGUACGCUUACAUUCAUCCCAGUUAUAUGCAGCCACAACACUAUGGUGCGCUGCCAUUCGAUCCGGGUCAUCCGGUCUAUCGUGGCCUCAGCCCAAUGCUGGUGCCCGGUCCGUAUUCGAGUAGUCCUUAUCUCCACCAGUUGCCUAGGUAUCACGCACCAGAGGAUCUCAGUCGACCGCCCGGUGGCAAAGCGCUAGACUUGCUUCAACAUCACGCCAAUCAGUAUUACUCGGCGCACAAGAUACACGAGUUACAGGAGCGUGCGCUCAAAUCACCAACGCCCAAGACAUCUGCGGCGUCCGCGAGCCCGUCUUCAGCGGGUCCGACCCCUGCCCGGCCCCCUAGCGGCCCGCCUACUUCGGUUGCAGGCCCGGGCCCACCGCCGGGCCAAGGUCAACAGCCAUCCGGCAAGCAGCAGGGUCAACCGGGUAGCCAGCAGCAACAACAAGGCGCGGUGGAUGCCAGUGGUGGUAACCUCGGCAAGGACAACAGAUCACCUCCCCCACAGCGACACGUGCACACGCAUCAUCACACUCACGUGGGCCUGGGAUAUCCCCUGUUGACGGGGCAGUAUCCCGCCCCCUACGGAGCGGCAGUGCUGGCGAGUCAGCAGGCCGCCGCGGUAGCCGCCUCGGUGAUCUCGCCAUUCCCGCCCAAGUGACCCGCGGCCCCCGCCCCCGUCCUGACCGGCGGAACCGCCGGGGGCAACUCCGCCGCACAGGCCCACCACACGCAUCCGGCGGCGGCGAGCGGCGCGCCCGGUACGGGACACCCGCACGGCACCGCCGCCGGUGGCGGCAGGCAGCCGUAGGAGGCAUGGACACGAGCGAGCGAGCGGUGCAGUCGCUGCUGAUACUGAGCAGGGUGCCGCGUGUAUUUUCCAUGCUACGUUGUACGGCUGGAUUAGGACCAAGGUGUAACCAGUUAAGAGAGGCUCAUGGCGGCCUACGGAUUAGGACCAAGAUGUAACCGGUAAAGAGGCCGGAGGUGUUCUCUACCUGCUCUGCGCCGCCCGUUCUCUCGAUGUCGCUUGAAGUUGGGAUCCUGGAAAGGCUAAUUGAAACACUUGAAACGUUAAGAUCACGAUGCGAUGAGGAUGACCAAAAUGAUGGAUGUUGUUCCUUUUUUUACAACAAUGGCACUAGAGUCUGAAGGCUAGAUGGGACCGAAGACUGGCUGAAAUAUUCGGCAAUGUGAUGAUUAAAGAUUAUAGUUAAAGAGGAUUGAUGAUGUUCCAUGUGAUGUGUCAUUCAAUUGUUCUAUAAAAGCUAACUAGAACUUUAGUAUGAUGAGAUACGGGGUUUUAUGUGCUAUUGUCCGUACGAACUGAGCUAAACUAAAAAUUUUAGAGAAGACUCGAACUACUGGCGACUUUAGAAAGUUUAAAAGAAAUCAGAGAGACUGGUAGAUUACGAAGAUCCACGACUUUCCAAAUCAGGCGCAAACGGGAAAGUACUAUAUGUAUAUCGAAUUUAUAAGAGGGCAUGAGGAAGCUAAGAGACUGAAAACUCGAAUCCGACGCACAAAUACGUUGUCCAAUUUCGAACAGAACUGUUAGUGACCGAUCUGUUAAAUUUGAUCGUGGUAGGGUCGACGAGACGAUCGUAAGCGAGCAAUCCUUCGGACAUAUCGGACUAUCUGACCGAUGCUCACGCGACGAGAGGACGAAUUUCCUCCUUACGCACUCUUCCCGAGUAUCGUGACGUUCCCCUCCCCCACAUAUGUCCAUUGCGAAUCCACGAUCCUCGUGCAGACAAAACCAGCUUGCUGGAUAUCCUUCUUCGUGUACAUAGUGUAUAUCUAAGGAACACGCGCCGCAUAAUGUACAGACGCCUUCGGUUAGCGUAAGAAUAAGCGAUCGAGAGCUCGAUCUUGGCCCGUAGAUUGAGACCUUUGACAGACUUCGAGAAGUAUGAUCUAUCUUGUGAGAUAAAGAGGGUCCCUUGAGCGGGAUCGAGCAAGAGUUACCUCGUUUCGAUUGUGGACCGGAUUCGCUCAGUGUCAACCAGAAAUCGUACUGAUUCCUCGCUGACAUCCGUUAAUGUCCUGGUAAAGCUCGAUUGUUCUUUUCUUUCUAGCGACUAGAUCUAAAUAGACUUUGUCCAAAUAGGAUCAAUAGCUGGACGUUGCCGGAAAAUAUUGUCUAAGAGGUAACGGCAUUCGUAGCCAAAGUUGGGAUAGGGAGAAUCCGGUCCAUUCACUGGGACGAGGCGUGGGAGGUAUGCGACGACGGUCAUGGGGAGGUAGGCGUCUCGUUAGACUGAAGCACGCGAGAACGGAUGAUACUGUCGGUAUUCUCGCGUCCACGGGGCCGCGCUGGCAAAAAUUGCGGAGAGCGUAGAUUUAAUGCGUGCCGAGUGCGAACGCGGCUCCGCCCCCGACUCUCAGACUCGAGCAUGUGUGCGUGCGUACGUGCGUGCGCGCGCGCGCGUGUGUGUGUGUGUAUGUAUGUAUGUGUGUGAUAAGUAAAAAAUAAAAAAUAUAUAACGAUUAUACAUAUAUAUGUAUAUAUAGGAUACACGAGAGAUGUAAAAGAAUUAGCGAAUCACGUGCGUCGACUGCCUUGUACAAGCAUAAUGCAUGCGUGUGGGAUGUGCAUAGAUUCCGUAUCGAUGUAUUUUAUUGUAAAGAAGUAAGACAAAGAAUUUUAGGCGUGCGCAGACUUCGAUUUUUGUAGAGAAAUUGUAUAACUUGCUGAUAACUUAUCUCUUAGGGAAAUGAAAAAUUCAUGAUUGUGUGACCGGAUUGCUAAAUGCCUAUAACGCGAUAACCAGAGGGAACUCGUCCUUAAGGCAUAACAAUUUAUAAAAGAUGAGUCGCGCGGAGACAACAAAGAAAGAAAAAUGGAAAAAACGAGGCGACACGUAAUGCGUUGAUUCUAAAUAAUUAAGUGGCGUUAAGUGACUGUAAAUUUGAUGCUAGAACAUUAUUUGUUUACUAAGGUAGCCACAACGCGAGAGAGCUAGAGGGUAGAAAAAGGGGGCUGAGGGGCGGAGAAGAGAUGCAGGGGCGAGACUCGGAAAGCGAAGUAAAUAGGAGGAACGAGAGAGAGAGAGAGAGACGUAUAAUUACGUAUGCAUAUGCAACUAUAUAUAUAUGUAUCUAUAAACUACAUAAUGUUUGUUCAGUAACUACUAUCGUCAUCCAUUUUAUAUAUAUUAUGCGAUUAUUGAUUAUUAAUUAUAUUAUUUUAUUACUAUUCGUCAGUGUGACGUAAGAUAGAGAGAGAUAAA
This is a messenger RNA of Monomorium pharaonis (pharaoh ant), 10160 nucleotides long. RefSeq names its product zinc finger protein 608. Gene Ontology annotation, cellular component: nucleus. NCBI's taxonomy places the organism in Eukaryota, Metazoa, Arthropoda, Insecta, Hymenoptera, Formicidae. The transcript is spliced from 6 exons. The record is from RefSeq and is a predicted model, not a curated record. The coding region runs from base 2417 to 7588 and encodes 1723 amino acids. Gene Ontology annotation, biological process: regulation of transcription by RNA polymerase II.